UCGGUCCGUCCACGCACGCGGUCGUCAUGAACGCGCUCACGACCAGCGCCACGACGCUCAAGAGCGUCGCGCUCACCGCGAAGCGCGCCUCAAGAGGCGUCGCCGUUUCCUCUCGCGCGGCGACGACGACGCCGCGCCGCGGCGCGCGUCUCUGCGUCCGCGCCGCCGCGCGCGGCGGCGGCCCGAGCGUCUACGUCGUCCAGAAAGGCGAGUCCCUCUGGUCGAUCGCGCAGAAACAGAACGUGUCGUUAGAAGAGCUCCAGCGCGUGAACUACAACGCCCUCGGCGGGAAGGACGUCAUCUACCCGGGGCAGCAGAUCGUCGUCCCGGGCGCGGCGGCGAGGGGGCCCUCGUCGGGGGGGCGGAUGCCCGCGGUCCCCGCGUUCGCGAAACCGACGCCCUCCUCCGGCGGGCGGUCGUCGUCGUACGCGCCGUCGUCGUCGUCGUCGUCGUCGACCUCGUACUCGUCGUACUCGUCGUACGCGCCGUCGAAGGCGGCGGCGCUGCCGGCGCCGAGGGCGGCGAAGAACGGCAGCCUCGUUACCGCGGGCGCGUUCUUCCUCGCGCUCGCGGUGGGGAUUUACAUCUUCAAACAAGACGACGUCCCGGCGACGAUGCGGUUCGACGAGAGCCAGGGCGAAGGGUACGGCGACGAUCAGUACUACGACGAGCAGCAGUACAAUCAGCAGUACGAUCAGCAGUACGAUCAGGGGUACGGUCAGCAGCAGCAGGGGUACGGUCAGCAGCAGCAGCAGCAGCGAGGAGAAUGGGGCGGCGCGCAGCAGCAAGGGUACGGGAGCCCCCCGGAGUGGAAUCGCUGA
This is a messenger RNA of Micromonas pusilla CCMP1545, 821 nucleotides long. RefSeq lists its product as uncharacterized. The record is from RefSeq and is a predicted model, not a curated record. NCBI's taxonomy places the organism in Eukaryota, Viridiplantae, Chlorophyta, Mamiellophyceae, Mamiellales, Mamiellaceae. The coding region runs from base 27 to 821 and encodes 264 amino acids. The transcript is spliced from 2 exons.